Messenger RNA from Hyalella azteca, 1934 nucleotides. RefSeq names its product sodium- and chloride-dependent glycine transporter 2. Gene Ontology annotation, cellular component: membrane. Gene Ontology annotation, molecular function: glycine transmembrane transporter activity. Bases 111 to 1934 code for a protein of 607 amino acids. Gene Ontology annotation, biological process: sodium ion transmembrane transport. The record is from RefSeq and is a predicted model, not a curated record. The transcript is spliced from 16 exons. Lineage: Eukaryota; Metazoa; Arthropoda; Malacostraca; Amphipoda; Hyalellidae.
CUUCCUAUUGCUAGUGGCAUGCAGGGUUCAGUUCAGUGAGGACUGCUAUACUGCCUUCUCCUACAGUCCUGCGACGAGCGAGAUCUUCUAGAGCAACCGUCACAGUGAUCAUGAAGAGAUAUCUCCGAGAGCUGUGCAACUGGGCCCCGAAGGAUGAGGUUCUUAACCCAGUUCGGGGCAACUGGACCAGCAAACUGGACUACUUGCUCGCUCUGCUGGGCAUGGCCAUCGGACUGGGCAACGUCUGGCGGUUUCCGUAUCUGUGCUACGUCAACGGAGGAGGAGUGUUCCUGAUCCCGUACACGGUGAUGAUGGUGCUGGUGAACAUCCCGCUGUUCCUCCUGGAGACGUCGGUGGGGCAGUUCAGCUCCUCGUCGUUCGUCAAGCUUCUCGACUUGUGUCCUGCGUUCAGAGGAGUGGCGCUGACCGCUGUGGUGAUAGCAACCAUUGCCACGUCCUACUACUGCGUGCUGAUCGCAUACCCUUUAAUAUUCCUCUGGCAUACCUUCACCUCGGACACUCUGCCCUGGAACACAUGCCGUAACUACUGGAACACCGAGUCUUGCCACACCGCGGAAGAACUUCAGGAACUCUACGCCAGCGGCAACAUAACCAUGCCUGCGUACGACGACUCAUCUGAGGAACAACCCUACGUCGAGUCUAGCGUUGAAUUCUUCCUAAAUGAAGUUUUGCGGAUCUCCACGGACAUCAGAUACCUGGGGGGCGUCGUGCCGGGGCUAGCGCUGGCCAACCUCAUCGUGUGGGUCGUCGUGUUUCUCGCCAUCUUCAAAGGCGUUAAAGUCCUCGGCAAGGUGGUGUGGUUCACCGCAAUCUUCCCUUUCUUUGUUCUGUUUGUGCUGCUCGUACGCGGCCUCACCCUGCCAGGAGCUUCCAAAGGCAUCGAACUCUACCUCUACCCUGACUUCUCCAAGCUUCUAUCAGUCAGGGUGUGGUCGGACGCGGCGGUGCAGGGUUUCUUCUCCCUCGGUGCAGGCUGGGGCACCUUACACUGCCUCGGUUCUUUCAGCAGGUUCCACAACAACACCGUACACGACGCUGUCAUGGUGCCUCUAGUGAACGCCUUCACGUCCUUCGUGUCGGGGCUCGUGGUCUUCUCCGUGCUCGGCUUCAUGGCGCAGAACGUCGGGAAACCCGUGGCCCAUCUCGCUCUGGGGGGUAUCGACUUGGCUUUCAUUACCUACCCUGAAGCCAUCGCAGCGAUGCCGGGAUCUCAUUUCUGGUCCAUAGCUUUCUUCUUCAUGAUCUUCUUACUGGGCAUCGAUUCAUGUUUCGUGCAGGUGGAAACUAUUGUUGUGACGCUGCAAGACGUUUUUCCAAGACUACGAAAACACAAGAUAUUCAACAGCUUCAUCGUGUGCUGUUUCAUCUACAGCAUGAGUCUGCUCAUGUGCACCAGGGCUGGCAUUUACUACCUGACUCUCAUCGACGGCUACAUCAUCACGUUCGGCGUGAUCUGCGUGGCGAUCGGGGAGAUGAUUGUCUUCGCUUACCUCUACGGUCCAGGGCGACUGGCUCGAGACAUUCAAACAAUGACGGGCGAGAAGCUCAGUUAUUUCUGGAUCUUCAACUGGUUAUUUUCAUGCCCCUUGCUACUCAGUGCUCUGUUAUUCUUCAUGAUCUUCUUCGAGCGCGGUGAGCUCGGCUACGGGGACUACCAAUUCCCUGAUGAUUUCCAGCUAGGAUGUCAAAUAGUAACUCUGGUGCCUAUCCUGCUCAUCCCUGGUCACUGGGUCUACUGCCUCGCCACUGCCGAGGGAUCCUUUAUUCAGAAACUGAAGACUUGCCACCAGCCUCUGCCCUCCUGGGGGCCGAGUGACGCUGGUCACAGGCAGCUGUGGGAGGAAUACAGCAGUAAAAUACCGCACGCGUGGAGACACAGAUACUGCGCGCCUACGUCAGUACUCUUGCAAUAA